Molecule: messenger RNA, 1635 nt
Organism: Cavenderia fasciculata
Lineage: Eukaryota; Evosea; Eumycetozoa; Acytosteliales; Cavenderiaceae
Exons: 5
Coding region: 1-1635 (544 amino acids)
Biological process (GO): chromate transport
Molecular function (GO): chromate transmembrane transporter activity
Source: RefSeq, a predicted model, not a curated record
AUGAUUGAAUCAGAUUUAGAAAUGGAUCCAUUACCAUCACAGGAUAAAGGUGGAGCUAGUGGUAGUGGUAGUAGUAGUAGCAGCAGUGGUUCAAGUAGUAAUGGAAAUGUAGAUUCAAUAGUAAAGGAAAUUGGAAAUAAAAUGAUAUCGAAUGAAAUGGAAUCGAUAGAUAUUAGACCACACUACAAUGAUGGUUCCAUAAAAGAAGAUCCAGAUCAACAACAAGAGGUGAAUGAAUUAUCAUUUAGUGAUCGGUUAAGAUUCAUGACUACACUAGGUGGUGAAGAACAACAAAUAGUAGAAAUUUACAAGAUUGUAAAACAUCGAUUAUCAAUAGAUUAUGAUUUCAAAAAAAGUUUAUCAAUGGUUAAACAUUCUCCUGGUGGAAUUAUUUCAAAUUAUUUAUUUUCAAUUUGUUUAAGAUUUUAUUCUGUAAAAGAUGCAUUAUCAAUGUUUGUACUUCAAAAUAUAAUUGGGUUAUCUUUAAUAGUUGGAAUGGGAGUUGGAUCUCAUUUGGUCAAUCAAUUUAAUAAUCCAAUUUGGAAUAUUGGAAUGGAGAGUGGAUUGGUUUCUGCUGGUAUUGGAAUAUUGAUAUCUGCAAUGGUUGACUCUUUACAAUUUAAUAUUAAAACUACUGAACCAACUUUUCUUACAAAAUUGGUUUUUAUCUUUGUAAUUAUUGCAUCAAUUUUUGAAACUUAUUGGAUUUAUAUAAUGUUGGGAUCAAUUGGAAUAUCAAUUUUAUUUUAUUUCCCACAUCAAUAUUUAUUAAAUAUUGUAAAUAGAAGAAGAAAAAUGUUUGAUCAUGAUUUUGAACCAUUUUAUAAAUAUGGAGGAUCAGAAGAUAUUAGAGAUGAUCAAUCUUCAUCAUCAUCAUCAUCAUCUUCAUCAACAUCAUCUACAAAUGAUUUAAUUAAACCAAUUUCACAAGAUGUAACCUAUCCAAAGAAUCAAAGAUUUAUUUAUGCAGUGAAAGAAUUUUUUGUUCCAGGAGAAAUGUAUUCAAAAAGUCUUACACCAUCAAUCGUACAAGCAUGUGUUUCUCUCUAUAUAGUUUCACUUGCUUUGGUAAUGUUGUUUAGAUUUAAAAUUUAUCCAAACUCGUUGGAAGCUGAUUUGGUUUUUCAAUUCUUUUUAAUGGGAUCUCUAAUCGUUGGAGGAUCACAUCUAACCAUACCUCUCAUGUUUCUUGCAGUUCAAGGAUCAAUUAGAAUACCAGAAUUCUUUAAAGGUUUUACUCUUGUACAUGCACUUCCAGGAUCAGUUGCCAAUUUUGCAGGUUAUCUAGGUGCAUCGACCACUAGUGCAUGGAUUGGUAUAGUCUUGUGGAUUAGUCUUACUCUUCCAUCCAUUCUAAUCAAUAUCAUUCUAUCAGCCAACCAUGAAAGAAUUCAAAAAUCAAACUUUAUGAAAAAUUUCUUUGAAUGUUUAAGUUGUGCAUCAUUGGCACUUGCAUUUGCCAAAGCUCUUUAUAUAUGGAGUGCUGGUAUCAUGACUUAUGAGUUUGCACUUGUUAGUUUGGUUGUAGUUGCAUGCAUUCGAGCAUUCAAGUUAAGUUACCACUUUGUCAUUAUUCUAUCGAUCAUUAUUGGUGAAAUCGUACAAAUAUACUAUUAUCCAUUAUUUACUAUUUAA